UGCUUUCACCUGGGUUUCGGUCUUCUUCCCGAAUCUUCUUUGGACAUCGGACAUCGCUCGUAGCUGGCUCCCUGCGUUCAAAAUUGCUCGAUAACCUAACCAAAUUCCACAAAUAACGUAGGACAACUUCACACACACAAUGGAACCUGCCAAGCCCCGGACUGUGUCCUACGCGCAGAGAAGGGAUGGCACUAGCUCCAAACGGGACUUAUUCGGGAACUUUAACUUUGUAUCCUCUCGGUUGUCAUUUUCUUCAGGAGACCGUCUUCCUUGCCCGGUGCAGUGUCGAUAUGAUCCGUCUGUACCAGAACCCGAAGUAAACAGUCAUAUUCUGCAAGGACUUCCAUCCGGUGGUGGCAUCAAAGGGAAGAGUGGCAGGUCCAUUGAACGACAUCCAAGCGGUAUCCCAACAACUGUGAGCGCCAUCACUUCAACAUCACCAAGGCCGCCGCUAGCAGCGACAGAGGACAGGACAGUCGUUGCCCCAUUGCUUAGGCCACGGAGGUUUCCUCGGCAUUGGCAGGAAAAAUUCCAGCAGAUCCAAGACUGGAUACACGAUACACACCAGGCUACUAAUAAUUGCUUUGAUGAGGUGUCCCAUCGUCCGUCUCCAUCUUCGCCACUUGCGAGUGUGCACCAUAUGCCUCUUCACUCUCGAUCUCCUAUGACGAUAUGCAUCCCAUCCGAACCCUCGACGCGCACUGAUUUACGCCAUUUGACUGUACUGGGAUUAUUGAAGCUAUCAAAUCCUCAUAAUUCUUCAUGGACAUUGCUUCCUCGUUGCCCUCCCUGGCAAACCCCAAUCUGCAUGUAGUCCUCAACUGGAAGACUUGAACAAUUUAGGUCAAUUUGUCGCCGUCUGGCAUUGGAAUAUUAUGCUGAGCAAACAGUCGAACGAGUAGAAUCGGAACU
Messenger RNA from Desarmillaria tabescens, 912 nucleotides. RefSeq lists its product as uncharacterized. NCBI's taxonomy places the organism in Eukaryota, Fungi, Basidiomycota, Agaricomycetes, Agaricales, Physalacriaceae. The transcript has 2 exons. The record is from RefSeq and is a predicted model, not a curated record. Bases 140 to 814 code for a protein of 224 amino acids.